AAAGCACCAGCAAUGUCUCUCAGAGACUUCACUGCCUCGAAGGACACCAACAGAACUGGUGCUUCAUUAAAAGGGAGGAAACGCUGGGCAUUGACUGACAGACGUUUCAACGUGUCUCCGGGUGGGGAGGUGAUGACAAUGCUGGACAGUUUCAGAGCUGAUAAAAACAAAGCAUUUGGUGCCAAGAGGAAAUGGUUAGAAUCGUUUACCAGCUCAUCUCUCCAGAUGAAUCAACAGAAGGUCAGGGAGUUGUGGAGGUCCCAACAGAAGGCUAGAACUCAGAUGUCUGAAGAUUACUGCACCCAGUUCAGUUCUGUGUUCCAGCAGUGGGAAUCAGAUAUGCAGAGAAGCAAAGAUCAGGACGAGAAACACAUGGCAUUGUUCCAGCACCAGAAGAUGAUGUUUGAACAGAUGAGAGUGUCUCAAGGCCAAAGACUGAGGACUCUCAGACAGCUUGUGGACCACUAUGUCAAAAGCAUGCAGGAGCUGCAAGACACUCACAAGGAACAGUACACCACAGCAUUGAAUGAGUUACGGCAGGAAAUGGUGCUUCUUCAGAAAGAAAUCCUCAUGAACACACAGCAGGAGGAAUUGACAUCAAUCCGUCAAGCUCUGCAGUUUAUGCUAAUGUAAAGACUGUGUUACAAUGUUUU
Electrophorus electricus (electric eel) is the source of this 653-nucleotide messenger RNA. RefSeq names its product synaptonemal complex protein 3-like. Lineage: Eukaryota; Metazoa; Chordata; Actinopteri; Gymnotiformes; Gymnotidae. Gene Ontology annotation, biological process: spermatid development; meiotic cell cycle. Gene Ontology annotation, cellular component: synaptonemal complex. The record is from RefSeq and is a predicted model, not a curated record.